CUUCCGCCGGCCGGAAGUGUGUAGAGCGGGGAAGGAAAACAGCGCUCCUUUCCGGUGUAGGGGCACAGUUGAAGCAGCCUCGAGGGAGGAGGCGUUGUUUGUAAGCUUUCCCAUCAGAUCAGAUCGGGGGCCCAGAAAGGUCCAGUCCUCCCUACGUGGGUUCCCUCUGGCCACCACUGCCCUGCAGCUGCCCCUCUCCCCCAGGGAUGACUCGGCACGGCAAGAACUGCACGGCGGGGGCCGUCUACACCUACCACGAGAAGAAGAAGGACACAGCGGCCUCAGGCUACGGGACCCAGAACAUUCGACUGAGCCGGGAUGCCGUCAAGGACUUUGACUGCUGCUGCCUCUCUCUGCAGCCCUGCCACGACCCCGUCGUCACCCCCGAUGGCUACCUUUAUGAGCGGGAGGCGAUCCUGGAGUACAUUUUGCACCAGAAGAAGGAGAUCGCCAGACAGAUGAAGGCCUACGAGAAGCAGCGGGGCGCCCGGCGAGAGGAGCAGAAGGAGCUGCAGCGCGCAGCGGCGCAGGAUCAGGUUCGGGGCUUCCUGGAGAAGGAGGCGGCCAUCGUGAGCCGGCCCCUCAACCCCUUCACGCCCAAGGCUGCGUCUGGGGACGGCCCAGAUGACGCCCAACCCGGGCCCAGCGCGGGCCCCGCAGGCAAGGACAAGGACAAAGCGCUGCCCAGCUUCUGGAUCCCGUCGCUGACCCCCGAGGCCAAGGCCACAAAGCUGGAGAAGCCGUCACGCGUCGUGACCUGCCCCAUGUCUGGGAAGCCCCUGCGCAUGUCCGACCUGACCCCCGUGCGCUUCACGCCGCUCGACAGCUCCGUGGACCGAGUGGGGCUCAUCACGCGCAGCGAGCGCUACGUGUGCGCCGUGACCCGCGACAGCCUGAGCAACGCCACGCCGUGCGCUGUGCUCCGGCCCUCCGGGGCCGUGGUCACCCUGGAGUGCGUGGAGAAGCUGAUUCGCAAGGACAUGGUGGACCCGGUGAACGGGGAGAAGCUCACGGACCGCGACAUCAUCGUGCUGCAGCGGGGCGGCACCGGCUUCGCGGGCUCGGGCGUGAAGCUGCAGGCGGAGAAGUCCAGGCCGGUGAUGCAGGCCUGAUGCGCCGCCCGCCGGGAACCAAAUAAACGGGCUUGGACGCAACUGGCCUCGGGGCGCCAUCAUUCACUGCGCUGGAGCCCGGGGACCGCGGGCGGGGAAGCCAGACCGCUGGGGUGGCUCCACUUUGAAAACAUGGGCUAAGAAUAGAAUCUUUGCUGUGGGCUCACGUGAAGAGUAAAAUCUAAAUCGAAUGCACAUGCACAGCUUUACAUGGGUUGAGUGGCCAGAAGUUGGGGCCUCAGCGGUGAGCACAUGAGGGCUCCGCUUUCAUGGGCGAAAGAGAAACCCCGCACAUCCUCUGAGCGGUGCAGAAUUUGAAGCCAGUGAGGCGUCCUGGAACUCGUCUCCUAGUAACGUGUGGUACGACACCCAAAGGAAAUGAAGUGCGGUGAGCCCGAGCGAGCACCCAGUAACCCCCCUCCCAGGCCACGUGGCUGCUGGAGGGUGAAGAGGAGGAGGAAGCCGCGAGUGCAAAGGCCCGGCGGCAGCAGAGUGCUUGGACGGGUGCGAAGACGGGGAGGAGGUCAGGGCAGCCAGCCUGGCGGGCCUGCCUGGAGCUCAGCCCUUGGCAGUAAGCCGGGGAUCACCACAGCAGGCUCUGUGCAGGCUGGGAGAACUAAGCUCUCCGUCAGGCAAAGAUGCAAAAGUGAAUAAAGACUUGGAGUCCUGCCUCUCUGAGCAGCACCCAG
Phacochoerus africanus (Common warthog) is the source of this 1801-nucleotide messenger RNA. It is a transcript of the gene NOSIP, whose product is annotated as nitric oxide synthase interacting protein. Gene Ontology annotation, cellular component: nucleus. NCBI's taxonomy places the organism in Eukaryota, Metazoa, Chordata, Mammalia, Artiodactyla, Suidae. The record is from RefSeq and is a predicted model, not a curated record. The coding region runs from base 207 to 1112 and encodes 301 amino acids. Gene Ontology annotation, molecular function: ubiquitin protein ligase activity. The transcript is spliced from 9 exons.